Messenger RNA from Xiphophorus couchianus (Monterrey platyfish), 2487 nucleotides. Its product is annotated as calpain-1 catalytic subunit-like. The record is from RefSeq and is a predicted model, not a curated record. Gene Ontology annotation, molecular function: calcium-dependent cysteine-type endopeptidase activity; calcium ion binding. Gene Ontology annotation, biological process: proteolysis. The coding region runs from base 123 to 2207 and encodes 694 amino acids. NCBI's taxonomy places the organism in Eukaryota, Metazoa, Chordata, Actinopteri, Cyprinodontiformes, Poeciliidae. Gene Ontology annotation, cellular component: cytoplasm. The transcript is spliced from 22 exons.
AGGCGUCAGCCGCUCUAUAAAGGAGCUGCAGCUUCUCCUCAGUCUGCCCCCUCAAACCAGACUCAGAGUCUUCCCAACAGCAACACCAGGUGUGAAGAAACUUUUAAAAGGAAGCUGCAGCCAUGCUCGCUCCAGGCGUCUGCAUGGACAUCAUCAGCGCUCGUCACUCUAAAGACGGAUAUGGAACUGUUUCCAACCCCGAGAAGUUCCUGAACCAGGACUUCCAGCAGCUGAAGGAGUACUGCGUCAUCCGCCGGGUGAGGUUCAUCGACGACAUGUUCCCCCCCGACCACCGCUCCAUCGGCAGGGACGUCCUGCAGCCGGCCGACCUGGUCCGGGUGGAGUGGGUCAGACCGUCGAAAAUAGUUCCCAACCCUUCCUUCAUUGUUGACGGAGUCUCCAGAUUUGACUUUGGCCAAGGAAUGGUUGGAAACUGCUGGUUUCUUGCCUCCAUCGGAGCGCUGACCUUCCAGGACUUGGUCCUGAAACAAGUCGUUCCUCUUGAGCAAACAUUUGAUGAAGAUUACUGCGGCCUGUUCCACUUCAGGUUCUGGAGGUUUGGAAAAUGGGUCGACGUAGUCAUUGACGAUAAGCUGCCAACAAUCAACGGCCAGUUAAUUUUUGUCCACUCUAAGAACCCGACUGAGUUCUGGCCCGCUCUGAUGGAGAAGGCCUACGCCAAGGUCUGUGGCUCCUAUGCAGACAUGAAUGCAGGAACUCCAGUGGAGGCCUUGGUGGACUUCACCGGCGGCGUCCACAUGUGUGUGCAGCUGUCUGAGCCGCCUGCAGACCUGUGGGAGCUGAUGUGCAGAGCCGGCCAGGCCACGUCGCUGAUGGGCUGCGGGACUCCGCAGGGAGAGACUUCUGCCAACACUGUCUUACCAAACGGCCUAGUUCAAGGCCACGCCUACGCUGUCACUGGAGUCAAGGAGGUGCUGAGCAGAGCGAAGGCUGAGCGUCUGGUGCGUCUGUGGAACCCCUGGGGCCAAGGAGAGUGGAGCGGAGACUGGAGCGACCGGUCGCCUCUGUGGCAGACGGUGAGUCCUCAGGAUCGGGAAACCUGCCUUUCAGUGCGUGAAGACGGCGAGUUCUGGAUGACUCUGCAGGAUUUCUGUAAGUUUUACUCUGACCUGGACAUCUGCUGCUCGUGUCCGGACUUCCUCGAUGGGAGCUCGUCCUGUCACUGGAAAUCCUCGUUUUACGAAGGCCGAUGGGUCGCAGGGAUCUCAGCUGGAGGCUGCAUGAAUCACCCUGGGACCUUCUGGACCAAUCCGCAGUACCGGGUGGAGGUUGCAGGCUCAGACAGUCAGGGUGAGAAGAACGUGCUGGUGUCUCUCAUGCAGAAGCCGGACAAGAGGAACAGGCGGCUGGUCCAGAACCUCCACAUCGGCUUCUCUGUGUUUGAGGUGCCUAAAGAAUUCAGGGCUGUGAGGGGGAAAUUCCCAGCCCAUUUCUUCAGCACAAACAAGCCGGUGGCUCAGUUGGAGAACUACCCCAACGCGCGGGAGGUGAUGCAGCUGCUGAGCCUGAAGCCCGGAGAGUUCCUGAUCGUCCCGUCCACCUACAGCCCCAACGAGACGGCGUCCUUCAUCCUCACCGUGCUGUCCAAGACCGAGACACACGUCUAUGAGAGUUCUGGUGGAAACGACCCGGAUCAGGUGGAGACAGAGAAGCCCUCUGCUCCGGUCAGCGCAGUGGUGGAAGACAGUAACAGAACCCUGUUCCGACAGUACUCUGACAAGUACGAAGAAGUGGACGCCGAGCAGCUGCAGAGCCUCCUGAACGGCAAAAUCCUGCGAGGUGACCUGAAGUCUGGCGGCUUCAGCACCGACGCCUGCCGCAGCAUGGUGGCCCUCAUGGACACAUCCAUCACUGGGAAGCUGAACAGUGAGGAAUUUGUCAGUUUGUGGAGGAAGAUUGUCUCGUACAAGGACAUCUUCUCUCACUGCGACGUCUCUCAGACGGGGACGCUGUCGCUCAGCGAGCUGAGGAAGGCCAUCAUGGCUUCAGGAAAGACGAUCAGUGACGGCAUGCUGAACAUCAUGGCUCUGCGCUACGGCGCCUCCUCUGGAUUCAUAACGCUGGAGAACUUCAUCGCUUUGGUCCUUCGAUUUGACCGCAUGUACCAAAUAUUCAGAGAGUUAUCUGAUGGAGGAGCCGUGACUCUUCGCGAACCAGAGUGGAUGAACCUUGUGAUGUAUUCCUAACCUGGAAAAGAAGAGCCGAACAGGAAACGAUGGAGCAGAGCGAACGUCUUCUUACGUCACUGACAGCACCGCUGAACAUGUUUUUUAAACAUUUCUGAAAAAAUAUCCAGGUCAUAUUUACUGAAAACAUGUAAUAUGUGAAAGUUUGAUGAAAAUCCUGACUUUGAGAACAUUUAUUCACUUAAGAAAGUAAUUCCACAUUAAGAAAUAAAUAUUGUUUAACAAAAUUGCUUGCUUUUCUGAUGACAAUUCAUAUAAAAUAAAAUGUGGUAUGAGACCC